This is a messenger RNA of Centruroides sculpturatus (bark scorpion), 718 nucleotides long. Its product is annotated as venom metalloproteinase antarease-like TtrivMP_A. The coding region runs from base 17 to 718 and encodes 233 amino acids. NCBI's taxonomy places the organism in Eukaryota, Metazoa, Arthropoda, Arachnida, Scorpiones, Buthidae. The record is from RefSeq and is a predicted model, not a curated record. The transcript has 6 exons.
AAUACUAUAACUAACCAUGAUUUUCUAUCUAGCAAAUAUAUUCCUCCUCACCGCUGUUUCGGCCAUUCCAAGUGGUCGUGUUGAUGUGGUGUAUCCAUCCGUGGAAACUUCCAGAUCUGGAGAAAAGACAAUUAAAUUUAAAGCGCUGGACCAAGACAUCGAAUUGAAACUGAAACCAGCAGGUGAAAUAUUGGCAAGAAACUUCGCACUCGUAGACGAAAAUGACCAAAUGUAUUAUUCAAUCGACGUAGAAGACUUGAAAAGAAGAAUCUACAGAGAUAGUGAUAAGGGAGCAGCACUUUUGAUCGAUGAAGACGGGCCUCUUACUAUUCAAGGAAUAGUUAAUUCGAAUAUGAGAAUAGCACCUUACGAGUCGGGAAGAAUGGUUAAAGAUGGAAGAAUAGCGCAUCAAAUUGUGGAAGUUAUAAGUGACAAAAACUCCUUUAUGAAUGACGUUGUAACUACUGAUAUUAAUAGAAAACUGGAAAACGUAGAGAGAAGAGCAGGGAAAAAGAAAUGUAUUGUUAUAGAAUAUUUGUGUGUAACAGAAAGUAAUUUUACUAAGCGUUUUAAUACAGAUAAAGCUUUAACAGAAUACGUAACCAUAUUAUUUACUGGGGUUCAAAACCUACUAGAAAAAUUAAACUUGGGAAUAAAAGUUCGUUUACUGGGAAUUCAAGCAUUUAAGGUAAUAUUGAAAAUGUUUAUAAUUUUUUAG